UCCGCAGCAUCCAAUUUUCUGUGCCCUCCCCAGAAGCCUCGUCCCACAGAGCAAACAAAAACAUCAGAGUGCCCCACCUUCAUAAAAUCCCUCAUGAAUCACGAUUCCUUCCCAAUAAUUCAUCUUUUUGGUGUUUUUGUAAUUAGUACCAUUCAGCACUGGUACCAUAUCAGGAGUAAUUAAUCAUUCUAUCCUCAUCCAACCUGCACUGACUGCCACCCACUCUUACGGCAGCCUUAACUGCAGGAACUACCUUCUUCUCUUUUCCCCUCCUAUUCGGCAUCAUAUUGACACUCGUACUUGAGUUUUCUUCAAGAAAGAAGAAAAAGCAUACAUUUUUUUGCUUCUUUGGGAUAAAAUUGAUUGCAGGAGGAGUAAAUUUUCGGCAUAAAGAUGAUGGGCUCGGAGAAUCAAGAAGGAGGAGAAGCCCAUCUCCAAGCGUCCAGAGAAGAGAUGGAAAGCCUAGUCCUCGACGGCGACGACGGCCGUGACCACAUUGGUAACAGUAUAACCUCCCAAUCCUACGCUAAUUACAGGAGUGCCAUGACCACCCUCUCCUCCUCCUUCGCCGCCUCUCACCAUCCUCUCUCCUUCCCUACCCCCGCCGACUCUGAUCCUCUUCUUUCCCCUCCUUCUCCUCAGCCACCACUCCUCAAAUCCCCCAAUUCCCCUAAACCCAGGACUACCGCCACCGACGACCCCCAUCACCUCGAUCCUCCCUCCUACGCAGAUGUCGUUUCCAACCCCCUCGACGAUAACAUUGAGGCCAACGGCGGCUCCGAAAGUCCCAGCCAACACUCGGAAAACUCGACUUCAUCUUUCUCGAGAUCUCCCUUUUCCAGCUCUGAUUACUUGGAAAUUGUGGUUUCCAAUCCACAAAAGGAGGCGGAAUCGUCAAAGAAUUCGAUCGUCCCCGGCAAUAAUGCUUACGUUACCUAUUUAAUUACCACAAAAACGAAUAUUUCCGACUACGGGGGAUCCCAGUUUAGCGUUAGAAGAAGAUUUAGGGAUGUGGUCACUUUAUCCGAUCGGUUGAGUGAAGCUUAUAGAGGAUUUAUUAUUCCUCCGAGGCCGGAGAAGAGCGUAGUUGAGAGCCAAGUGAUGCAGAAGCAGGAAUUUGUGGAGCAGAGGAGAGUAGCAUUGCAGAAAUACUUGAGGAGACUCGCCGCGCAUCCUGUUAUCAAGAAGAGUGAUGAAUUGAGGGUGUUUCUGCAGGUGCAAGGGAGGCUUCCGUUGCCCACAAGUGUAGAUGUUGCGUCAAGGAUGCUGGAUGGCGCGGGGAAGCUGCCAAAGCAGUUGUUGGGCGAUUCGAGGAGUGUGAUGGGUCCCCAGGAUGUGGUGCAGCCUGCUAAAGGUGGGAGAGAUUUGUUGAGAUUGUUUAAGGAGUUGAAGCAGUCUGUGGCAAAUGAUUGGGGUGCUUCGAGGCCUCCUGCUGAGGAGGAGGAUAAGGAAUUUUUAGAUAAGAAACAAUGGUUGCAUGAUCUUGAGCAGCAUCUCACUAAUGCCUCGAAACAGGCUGAAGCACUUGUUAAAGCACAACAAGGUUUAGCUGACACAAUGGGUGAAUUAGGGCUAGCAUUUAUUAAGUUGACAAAGUUUGAGAAUGAGGAGGCUGUAUUGAAUACUCAAAGAGUUCGUGCUGCUGAUAUGAAAAGUCUAGCAACUACAGCUGUUAGAGCGAGUAGAUAUCAUCGAGGAUUAAAUGCACAGACUGUGAAGCACUUGGAUACUCUUCAUGAAUAUCUGGUGCUAAUGUUAGCUGUGCACAAUGCAUUCUCUGAUCGUUCAAGUGCUUUAUUGACGGUGCAAACCCUUCUUUCAGAAUUAUCUUCUUUGCACUCGAGAGCGGAAAAACUUGAAACUGCAUCAUCCAAAAUAUUUGGUGGUGACAAGUUAAGAAUCCGCAAAACAGAGUUGAAGGACACUAUUAGAGUCACUGAGGAUGCUAAAGGCUGUGCAAUCAGAGAAUACGAGCGCAUCAAGGAAAAUAACAGAUGCGAAAUUGAAAGGCUAGACAGUGAAAGGAGGACCGACUUUGUAAAUAUGUUGAAAGGAUUCGUGACCAAUCAGUGCUUCAACUUGAUUGGAGAUCAUACGCAACCAAAAACUAUGUCGUGGCUUACAUGAAGUUCAAGUUGUUACGUUGAAUUUGGUGAGUUUGAGCAUUGCGAAUUUACCACUGAGAGCUGAAGUAGCUGGUCGGGAUUGACACAACUCAACUGCUACAUUUGCUUGUUAAUGUUGUUGUCCCCCCCCCCCCGGGGCGCCCUUUCCACAAAAGAGAGAGAGAGAGAGACGAAGAAGUAGUCAUCGCAUUUUGUUCCCACAACUAGUCAUUUUGCAAAAUUUUGUGAAAGUGGUCCAACUCAUUUCUGUCACCUUCCCAGAAGCGAAAAGCGGCCUUUCUUUUGCCCCAUAGAUGAUGGUAUCUUGGCAGGAGCUGAAUUUUGACACAAUAAGUGCAGUGUUUCUUCACAAAUAUGAUUAGAUCUGGUUAAAGUUGGAAAUGUUUUACCUUUGGGGUAUGACCUAAUGAAACUUAAAUUUCGUUGCCA
Molecule: messenger RNA, 2555 nt
Organism: Coffea arabica (coffee)
Lineage: Eukaryota; Viridiplantae; Streptophyta; Magnoliopsida; Gentianales; Rubiaceae
Product: sorting nexin 2B
Molecular function (GO): phosphatidylinositol binding
Source: RefSeq, a predicted model, not a curated record